AUGAGUGCGAGAGAGAAGUAUGGCGACUGGUCGCGCAACCAGCUACUUAGACGCAUUGCACAGCUAGAAGGACGAGCUGCAUCGCUGGGCGUCGAUGUGCCGCCAGCCGAGCCGGCAGACGCGCGUGCCGCGGGCGUAGCGAGCACGAAUGCUGAAUCAGAUACCACAGUCCAACCGUCCAUUUGUUCACCAGCGAAAAAGCAGCCGCGACACUAUGAUGUGUCCGCCCAACCAAGUCGGAAAAUUGCGCUACGCUUCUGUUAUGACGGCGGAUCAUACUCGGGUCUUGCCGCUCAGAUGGGUCAAAUGACGCCAUUGCCCACUGUAGAGGAAACAAUAUGGGAGGCACUGUGCACGGCCCGCUUGGUCGAUGCGACCAAGAGCAUGGACGAUGUGGACUGGAGCAGGUGCGGACGCACAGAUGCAGGUGUAAGUGCGGCAGGACAAGUGGUUGCAUUGUGGAUCCGAAGUCGAUGCGUGGAUGAACGUCCAUUGCGUUACAAGACGGGCGAAGCGGCUAUACCGUUGACAGACACAAGUGACGAGGAACUGCCAUACGUUGCCACACUGAACCGUUUGUUGCCGCCGACCAUUCGGAUCCAAGCUUGGUCGCCAGUGCGACCGACCUUCUCGGCGCGCUUUGACUGUGUUUAUCGACACUACAAGUAUUUCUUCACUUUAGGAGCACCAAGCACGCUAGUGUGGCAGCCCGAGUCGCUUUCGCAAUUCUCAGGACGCCUGGAUCUUGAUCGGAUGCGUGACGCCGCUGCACGGCUCGUGGGCGAGCAUGAUUUCCGGAAUAUGUGCAAGGUCGAUGCAUCGAAACAGAUCACGAAUUUCCGCCGCCGCAUUGAUGGUGCGAGCAUUGACCCAGUGUGUCGCGGCUGGUCCGAUCGGCCUAUUCCAGCACCGGAUCCUCACAGCACCGACGAGCCCAUGUAUGUGCUAAACCUUCGCGGCUCAGCAUUUUUGUAUCAUCAAGUGCGGCACAUUAUGGCCGUUCUUUUCAUGGUGGGUGCACGGCUAGAAGACCCGUCUAUUGUUGACGAGCUUCUCAACGUUCACACAGGAGCUGCCGCAGCUGAUCGCUUACAUGUGUGGCAGUGGCUUGAGAGCAUGGACUCGAACCACGUCCAACAGCCGGCGAUCAUCGACUCGGCGGACAGGGCAGGGGCACUCACGGAAUCAGGCUCGACCAUGGCCCGCGUGACUGCCGGCAGUGCCGCCAUAAAUGCGCAUGACAAGAACCGCAUCCUGUCGCUUCCCAUGCCGCCCGAUGAUCUUCCUACCAUUGAAACAAAGCCUGCGUACGAAAUGGCAGCUGACCGUCCGCUCAUGCUAUGGGAAUGUGGAUUUCACCCGUCCCAUGUGCAGUGGCGUGCUAGCACGUAUGCAGGGCCAAUGUCACCUAUACCCCAGGAUGAUCGACUUAUUGACUACUCAUCUAGUGUGCGUGCAUCGAGUCAGUUACAUGCACUGUGGACAUCGGAAGCUAUUCGCACGGAGCUCAUGCGGCACCUUGUGCUUGCGACAGCUACUGGAUCUGGCACGAGUCUACCUACCUGUACAUCAUUUGAACAAGCACGCUCGCCGCUUGUUCCCCAAUCAACGUCUGAAGACAGCACAGCACCCGUUCCUGCUCGAGCACACCUUGUGCCGCUUGGGAACGGCACUAUUCGUCCCACUACACGCUACAAGCGCCUAGCAGCCCGGCCCCGCGAUGUAUCUGCGGAUGUAAAGAAUGAGAAAUGGCGCGAAGGCAAAGGACGUCGGCGUGCAGAACGGCGCCAAUCGCAUACUCCAGCUGAUUCGUAA
Malassezia globosa CBS 7966 is the source of this 1815-nucleotide messenger RNA. RefSeq lists its product as uncharacterized. Gene Ontology annotation, cellular component: cytoplasm; nucleus. Bases 1 to 1815 code for a protein of 604 amino acids. NCBI's taxonomy places the organism in Eukaryota, Fungi, Basidiomycota, Malasseziomycetes, Malasseziales, Malasseziaceae. Gene Ontology annotation, molecular function: pseudouridine synthase activity; RNA binding. The record is from RefSeq and is a predicted model, not a curated record. Gene Ontology annotation, biological process: tRNA pseudouridine synthesis; mRNA pseudouridine synthesis. The transcript has a single exon.